Molecule: messenger RNA, 882 nt
Organism: Ostertagia ostertagi
Lineage: Eukaryota; Metazoa; Nematoda; Chromadorea; Rhabditida; Trichostrongylidae
Source: the annotation of a GenBank genome assembly
CGCUCCGCAAGUGUUGUUAUAAUUGGUGCGGGAAUCAGUGGACUGGCGGCUGCCCGUCAACUACAAGCACUGGGAACGAAAGUGACCCUUUUGGAAGCCAAGGACCGACCUGGUGGCAGAAUGCAGGCGAACAUUCCUUAUCGUCCUCUUCACCGUGAAUGUGCUAUGAUGGAUUCGGCUACAGGAAAAGUAAUGAAUCACAAAGCCGACCGAAUUGCCGAUGAACACUGGAAUUGUAUUCAUGACAUACUUGGACACUGGCGCGCUCACACCAAAGGGCCUGAUCAUAGCCUUAUGGGUAAGUUGAGAUAUGAGGUGAAGUCGUCCGGAUUAGGCUAUACAGACACAGACAGACUCAAUUCACUUUUACUCUUGAGAGAUAAAAUGGUAAUGCCACGGCGCCCGGAGCAACGAAGGAAGAAAAGUGGAGGCAGUGCUUUUGGGUCACUAAAUCUGAAUAGAAUUCUUGGAGGUCCAGGGGCUUCAACGCUUGAUCUGGUCAUGGUUGCCAUUGCGUCAAUAGACCCCCAUUUCAACCACAGUCAAAUAUACAAAACGAGGAUUUUGAACGAUGGAACAGUGGAGAUCGAUCUGCUAGCAGUAACUGAUCUCGAUCAUGAUAGCAAAGUAUCCAACAAAAAAUGGACUAGUUAUGCGAAGCGUGGUGUUCUGAGAAUUAGUCCUGAUCAUGACAAGGUUUCAGUUGAGUGGAAAGCCAACUCGGAUUUCUCUCUCAGCACUGAAAUAUCUUCCGGUGAUCGUGCCAUGGAGCUGUCCGAUCUUGCUGUUUUUGACGGCCGGCUGCUUGUUGGCGACGACAGAACUGGCUUAAUUUAUGAAAUUCGAGACAAUAAGGUUCACACUUUUUCUUUUGGAUUUCGG